This is a messenger RNA of Naegleria gruberi, 1516 nucleotides long. Its product is annotated as START domain-containing protein. The coding region runs from base 1 to 1422 and encodes 473 amino acids. NCBI's taxonomy places the organism in Eukaryota, Heterolobosea, Eutetramitea, Acrasida, Naegleriidae. Gene Ontology annotation, molecular function: lipid binding. The transcript is spliced from 2 exons. The record is from RefSeq and is a predicted model, not a curated record.
AUGAUUGGUCAAUUUGAUCAACUUUCUCCAAAAGAUCCUGUCUUUGAUAUUGCCAUUUCCAAAAAAUAUGACACGAUACUCAUUCCACAGAGGGUUGGUAUAUCAAUUUAUAAUAGACCAAGCAGUCGGGAAACUUUCCAUCUCGAGCAAUUAUUCAAAGUAGAGAAACCCAAUUCUGGGCUUCGUUGUAUGAAAUUGGUUGAAGAGGAAGGAGAGGAAUUUAUCUAUGCAACAGAUUACUCAAGCACUGUUGUUAAAUUUAGUGUUUCGGAUAUUAUGAUACGAAAAGUAUUUUCAAUUAUUUGGCAAUCUGAAUCAUUUUCUAAUUUGUGGGGAUUGGAUGUUUUGAAUGGAAAAGUUUAUGCAGUUGACAAUAUGAAGUCAGUUAAAAUUUUGGAUUGCAAAAGUGGUGCAACUAUUUCAGAAAAUGCUCCAAAUGUAGCAGAAGGAUACGGUAUUCAUUUCUUGUCAGAGAAACAAGCAGUAGUAAGCAACUCAAAGAAAGUGGAAAUAUUCGAAAGGGACAAUUUUGGUAAUUGGAAUUCCAUCAAACAAACUCAAUUUCCAAUGGAAGCUGCUUAUUCAAUUUUCUGUGAAGAAUCAUCCGGAUUAAUCUAUGUUUGUGAUGAUUCUAAAUUACAUGGAUUGAAUAUUCAUGUGGUAAGACAGAAUGAUUUGACAUUGGUGAAAUCAUUUCCAAUUCCUUCCUUGCAUUUUGGUGUUAUGGUGGACGAUAAAAGUGGAUUGCUGGAACAAGUAGCAUCAGCAGAUAGAAAGGAUUCCUCAGUUUGGACUUUGGAAGCAGAGAAGGAUGGAGUCUCUGUCUAUUCGAGACCAGUGGAUAAUCAAGAAGGAGGUUUGGAAUUGGCUUUUCGUAUUAGUGGUUUGCUGAAGGCUUCUGUUGAGGAGGCUUUUGAGGCUACACGAAAUGUACAUUAUAAAGUUGUUCAGAAGAAUGCCAUUGAGGAAGGAAGAGUAGUGGAGGAUCAUUAUUCAACACCUGACGAGGAUGGAGAAUUGUAUGAUAUUGUCUAUCAGAGAACUCCUUCUCCGAAUACAUAUAUUAUUGCCAAGAGAGAGUUUUUCUCUGCUCGUUACUUUACUGAGAUUGAGGGCAAAAAGUUGAUUUUUGAACGAUCGAUUAAUAUUAAUGAUUUGGCUCCACAGACUUUAAAGUCUAUGAAGAAGAUUCCUGGAUUUAAUGAACCAGGUGCUAUUGAAGGAACUAUCAAAUUUAGUAUUGUUGAAUUUGAGGCAAUUAGUGAGACUAGCUCAAAAUUUGAGGUUAUUAGCAAGAUGAAUUUGAAUGGUUGGAUUCCAAUGAAACUUAUUAAUAAUUUAAUGAAGAUUGCUCCUCAAAAGGCAAGAGAUGACAUUGAAUCGUGUAUUGACACUUACAGAAAGUCCAAGCAACAAAAAUAAUUUCCUCUCUACCUCAACUGCAUCACCAUUUCUAAUUUCUAGCUUCACUUGUACAAAUUAUUUCUAUUUUGAAUUAUUAAAUUAUUUUACACUC